Messenger RNA from Haplochromis burtoni (Burton's mouthbrooder), 1156 nucleotides. RefSeq lists its product as uncharacterized. Lineage: Eukaryota; Metazoa; Chordata; Actinopteri; Cichliformes; Cichlidae. Gene Ontology annotation, molecular function: catalytic activity. The record is from RefSeq and is a predicted model, not a curated record.
CUCCCAGAAGCGUCAACGAGGCUACGCUCCGUAUGGCACUGCUAAACACUAGGUCACUGGUGAACAAGUCCUUCGUUGUAAACGACUUUUUUCUUGCAUCAAGGCUGGAUGUCCUGUUUCUAACAGAGACCUGGAUUCGCCCUGGUGAGUCCUCUUCCUUUUCGGAACUUCUUCCACUGGACUGUGCUUUCUUUAAUUCUCCUAGGACUGCGGGCAGGGGUGGAGGGCUAGCCUCGGUUUUUAGAAGUAAAUUCCGAGUGCGGCAACUGCCUCCCGCCUUGCACUCCAGCUUCGAAGUACAACUACUGGAGUUGUCCGGUUCCUCCCGGACCCUCUGUGCGGUGGUGUAUCGACCUCCGAAGCGCAACAAGGACUUUAUCCGUGAAUUUGCUGAUCUUCUAGGAAUUAUUUUCUUAAGUUAUGAUCGUGUACUUAUUUGUGGUGAUUUUAAUAUUCAUAUAUGCUGCGAGGAGGACCUAUUGGCUAAGGACUUUCUUGCCCUUAUUGACUCUUUUAAUAUUACUCAGUGGGUGAGGAAAUCAACCCACAUUAAAGGCCAUAUGCUGGACUUGGUAUUGUCGUAUGGACUGGACAUUUGCAUCACAGACAUCAAUGAUGCUGGGAUUUCGGAUCAUUUCCCAGUUAUUUUUGAUGUUCAGUCAUGCAAUAUGGAACUGAACUCUGAGGGUCCACCGAGCCUAUCACGUCCGAUUAAUUCUGAGGCUGUUGCUCUUUUUUCUGCGGCCUUUGCCAAUUCUUUUUGUUAUGAAGACAUCAGUAAUGCACCUCUCUCGGUUGAUGGCGUAGUCAACUCUUUCAUCUCUAUAUGUACUUCUAUUUUGGAUACUGUGGCUCCAGUAAAGAUUCGACGCCGUAAAACCUCACGCCAACCUUGGCUAAAUGAAUCCAUCCUCGCUCUUAGACGUGAAUGUCGUCGAGCUGAGAGAAGAUGGAAAAAAGAUCAACUUCAGGUGUCCCUUGACAUCCUGCAUAUGAGCCGGUCUAAAUUCCAGAAGGCUGCCAAAAUGGCAAAAACUUCUUUUUUAUCAAACAUUAUUGCGAAUAACAGCCAUAAUCCUCGAGUCCUGUUUAAAAUCUUUAAUUCAGUGGUUAAUCCCUGUUCGGAUGUUUCAAUGGGUGCCUCCCCGGCCCUCUG